AACAGGGGGACGUGCUGGGGGGACGUACACAGAACACUCGGCAGGAGCCCACCGGAGGGCAGGGUCAGGAGCCACGCCAGCCCCUGGGGGAGAGGCACCCCGGGCAGGACGCCGAGGUUUGGAGAGCCAGGCUGGGAGAAGGGAAGCUGGGCUGGCCUGGCUGCGGAGGACAGAAGACGGGGUGGCCGGCCCACCCCCCCUGCCCUCACCCAGCCCCCACCCCUGCCCAUGGAGGCUGACUCAGCCCAUUCGUGGGCCCAGAACCAUCCCUGUGCUAGACCCCGGGGCCUUUGUCCCCAUAGUCAUGAGGUCUGAGGGGGUGGGGACGCCGCUGAUAAAAGGCCCCGCGAGACAGCUCUGUGCGCCUCAGAGCUGCGGCCCAUAUGCAGCCCCGGACACAGCCCCUCGCCCAGGCCCUGCCUUUCUCCUUCAGAAGGGCCCUGUGGGGCACUGGGUUCCAGGUGCCGGUCAUGAAGACGGGCACAGGAUGGGAGGGCCUGCAGCAGACCCUGAAGGAAGUUGCCUACAUCCUCCUCUGCUGCUGGUGCAUCAAGGAACUGCUGGAUUGAUGCCCCCGGGACCGCCCCCGCCCCGCCCGCCCCUGCACCGCUCAGCGCCGGGCCCAGCCCCCAUCGAGCACCACC
Molecule: messenger RNA, 644 nt
Organism: Neofelis nebulosa (Clouded leopard)
Lineage: Eukaryota; Metazoa; Chordata; Mammalia; Carnivora; Felidae
Gene: LENEP
Product: lens epithelial protein
Exons: 2
Coding region: 384-569 (61 amino acids)
Biological process (GO): multicellular organism development
Source: RefSeq, a predicted model, not a curated record